This is a messenger RNA of Acanthosepion pharaonis, 990 nucleotides long. NCBI's taxonomy places the organism in Eukaryota, Metazoa, Mollusca, Cephalopoda, Sepiida, Sepiidae. The record is from the annotation of a GenBank genome assembly.
AUGUGCCUCAGAAUCUACACCUUUUAUUACAGUGAGGAGGCAUUGCCUAGGAAACGGACUCCCAGUAACGAGUAUUUGUUCUUAUGUUUAAAGGUUUCUGCGUCGGUGAUAAUCGAAGCAGAGGAUGCCAGACUGUCGUGGCUAUCAAAACGCGGAACUUGCUUUUCUUUCGACAUUUUCUUUGGUCUCCUUUCUGUCUCUCGUCCGUCUCUCUCUCUCUCUCUCUCUCUCUCUCUCUCUCUUUACCGCUUUCUUUUCUGUCUUUUUUUUUUAUAUCGGCUGCAUUUUCUACUCGCUAAUGCAGUGCCUGGAUACUUUCUUUCUUUCUUUCUCCUCAAGUUUGUUGACAUCUAUCUAUCUAUCUAUCUAUCUAUCUAUCUAUCUAUCUAUCUAUCUAUCUAUCUAUCUAUCAGGUCUGUCUGUCUGUCUCGUUCUGUUCAUUUCUUUCUAUCUAUCUAUCUAUCUAUCUAUCUAUCUAUCUAUCUAUCUAUCUAUCUAUCUCGUUCUGUUCAUUUCUAUCUAUCUAUAUCUCUUUAUUUCUAUCUCUUUUAUAUUUGCUUUCUCGUUCUCGUUCUCUCUUUCUCUGUCUCUCUUUAUAUCUCUCUCUCUCUAUCACUCUUUCUCUACUCUCUCUCUCUGAAUUAUUUCUUUCUUUCUGUCUAUUUAUAUAUCUAUCUAUUCAAUGUCUAUCUGCCUGUCUAUCUAGAUAUAUAUCUAUCACAAUUUGAUCUUAUCUAUCAUGUACUGUUCGUAUUUAUCUAUCAAUCUGGCAAGAGUCUGUUAUCUAUCUAUCUAUCUAUCUAUCUAUCUAUCUAUCUAUCUAUCUAUCUCAGUCUGUUCAUUAUCUAUCUAUCUAUCUAUCUAUCUAUCUAUCUAUCUAUCUAUCUAUCUAUCUAUCUAUCUAUCUCAGUCUGUUCAUUAUUCUAUCUAUCUAUCUAUCUAUCUAUCUAUCUAUCUAUUAUCUUCAUCUAUCUAUCUAUCUAUCUAUGA